UUGCCAUAUAACGCAAAUGCGGGCGAUAUUGAAGACUUCUUUAAACCUUUGACUUGUCUCGAUAUCAGACUUGGUUAUAAUGAUGAUCGUAGACCGUCCGGUGAUGCGUAUGUUAUAUUUCCGACAAUGGCUGAGGCAAGAGAUGCGUUAUCGCGGAACAAAAAGUGUAUUGGAACUAGGUUGGCUCUUGACAAUAAUCUCUUGUUUCAGUCUUCAGGAUUUAUUCACAUCUGUUUCAUUCAAUGA
Anisakis simplex (herring worm) is the source of this 246-nucleotide messenger RNA. Lineage: Eukaryota; Metazoa; Nematoda; Chromadorea; Rhabditida; Anisakidae. The record is from the annotation of a GenBank genome assembly.